Messenger RNA from Acanthosepion pharaonis, 474 nucleotides. NCBI's taxonomy places the organism in Eukaryota, Metazoa, Mollusca, Cephalopoda, Sepiida, Sepiidae. The record is from the annotation of a GenBank genome assembly.
AUGAAAAAUUCUUCAUUCUCUCUCUCUCUCUCUUUUGUUUCUAUCUCUAUUUAUUACUGUCACUUUCUUUCUAUCUAUCUAUCUAUCUAUCUAUCUAUCUAUCUUAGACUGUUUUCUAUCACUCUUUCUCAGUCUCUGUCUAUCUCACUCAGCUGGUUUCUAUCUAUCUAUCUAUCUAUCUAUCUAUCUAUCUAUCUAUCUAUCUAUCUAUCUAUCUAUUUUGCCCAGUUUGUAUCUAUCUCUCUUCCUCUCUCUCUGUUUCUGUCACUCUCAACUGAUUCUUAUUUCUGGAAUAUUCUUGUGUUUCUGAUAAUCAAAAUCAGUUCUUGCAUUCAUUUUGUUUUCUUUUUUCACCAAUUUAGAAACUUCUCCCUCAAUGAAAAUCACAGAACCAAUAUGAUUGCUUACGUUCUUGUGAUUUUCUUUCGGUACCUAUUUUGUUCUUUAAAUUCAUUUUCAUUUCCUUUCUGUUGA